AUGAUUUAUGGUACUUUCCUACUGUUACUACAUCUGCCUUUGCUGUUUGCUAUUGCUAUUUUAAAUUUGCAUUGUCAGGCAGUGGAUGCAACUAAUGAUUAUUUCUUUCGAUCACCAAAAUGGGUGAAUCUGGGACCAUCCGGAGGUUCACUCGUUUCCGGCCGCGGUAAUUUCCGGCCAGGCUUUAGUUCGAGUGUUUCCGAUAGUCGCUUUUACUUAUCCGAGCCAUUAUUUGCAUUCAAAAGAACAUGA
Molecule: messenger RNA, 252 nt
Organism: Brugia malayi
Lineage: Eukaryota; Metazoa; Nematoda; Chromadorea; Rhabditida; Onchocercidae
Exons: 3
Coding region: 1-252 (83 amino acids)
Source: RefSeq, a predicted model, not a curated record